Molecule: messenger RNA, 3011 nt
Organism: Xenia sp. Carnegie-2017
Lineage: Eukaryota; Metazoa; Cnidaria; Anthozoa; Malacalcyonacea; Xeniidae
Product: mitochondrial proton/calcium exchanger protein-like
Exons: 14
Biological process (GO): intracellular monoatomic cation homeostasis
Cellular component (GO): mitochondrial inner membrane
Molecular function (GO): calcium ion binding; ribosome binding
Source: RefSeq, a predicted model, not a curated record
GCACUAGGAAUAGUAAACGUCAUGUAAAGCAAUAAUAUCAUAUUUCAUAGAGCAUCUUUGAUGAAAUUGGUCAAUGAAAUAAGAUAUUAUUGCUUCAUUAUCAUUGAUAUUUUUCAAAGAUGUACUUAACAUAUUUACCAUUACCUCUUUGGUUAAUCUGAGAUUGGCAUACGUGCCAUCCCACAAAUACUGUUUGACAUCCUCAGAAACAUCACAAAAAUUCAUUUGGUUAACUUUCUUGGUCAUGCGGGGACUAGGAAUAAGUCACAAAAUUUUUAAAUGUUCUGUGUCCUGAGCUUCUUUGAGGGAUAGAGGGGGAUAGAAAUGGAUAGAGAACAUCAAGAGAGCACGAAAUCAAAAUGGCUGCAAAUUUAAUUUAAUUUAUAUUUUUUAAUCUACAUUUUAGUACUAAUAUUUUUUAUGCGAUGAUGAGCUUUGAUGAACUGUGCUAAAACAUUCACAUAUUAAUCAUUGAACUAAACUUAACGUUUGCAUUUUGAAUCUGACAUGUCUACUAUGUACCGGUCGGUGUUGGGCAAAUAUUUCAAUGGCAAACAGAUGAUUCCCUCAAUUCGAUAUUAUGUUGCAGGCUUUCCAUCAAAGAAGAUUCCAUUUGUGAAGAUUGGACAAAGUCGCAAUGGAUGUGGCUCCAGUUCAACUUGUUCAUUGCUUGCAAGGACAUUGUCAAAUUGUUCUGCCAUCUUGAAAAGAAAACCUUACUUUAUGCAGAGCAAGAUGUCCACUCAUAGAUCAUGUUCCUUUAAACUUUGUAACACCUGUUAUAAAAAUGCUUAUUCAUCUCAUAUAACCUUAUCAUCCAUUUAUGCUGAAAGAAAAAUUCAUGAAGUUUUCGCUUCACAUUUUUCACAAUUUACCGGUCAGGAGGGUGCUACUCCUGUUGGUGAAAUUCCCAUUGUAGCCAAGUUGAAGCCUCUCUCUGCAAAGGAAAUCAAACCAUUGCUCAAGCCGGAGGAAAAGUCUAAAGUUGAAGAAACUUGUGAGAGUUUGAAGGCCAAACAACAAGCUGAGACUUCAAAAACUUUCAUUGAAGCUAUGGAUGAAGCAUUUCCAUCGAAGAAAACUGAACCAGAGCCAGUGAAAAAGUCAAUUGUUGAGAGAAUUGUUCAUGAGGUGAAACAUUAUGCCAAUGGUUUUCGCUUGUUGUUCAUAAACAUUCGAAUAUCUGUAAAGCAGCUGUGGAAGAUAUUGAAUGGCCAAGAUUUGUCACGGAGAGAAAGGAAAUUGUUUCUACGGACGGUGUCUGAUCUUUUCCGUUUGGUUCCAUUCAUGGUAUUUCUCGUCAUUCCUUUUAUGGAAUUCCUAAUUCCGGUUGCACUGAAGCUUUUUCCUAACAUGUUGCCGAGUACGUUUGAAGACAAAACUCAAAAGGAUAAAGCCAAACGGAAGCAAUUAAAAGUGAAACUGUCCAUGGCAAAGUUUCUUCAGGACACCGUUGAGGAAAUGGCGCUGUCGUCUGAAAGUCCAAAAAACCAAAAGGAGACAAAAGAAUUUUAUGAAUUCAUUGAAAAGGUUUGACAAUUGAAUUAUACGCUCAAAGGAGAGCAGCCUACGAACAAGGAUAUUAUAAGAUUCAGUCGAUUGUUUGAGGAUGAAAUUACGUUGGGAAAUAUGACCUACGACCAACUGAAGGCCAUCAACAGAAUGUUGGGUUUACACACAAUCGGAACGACAACAUAUCUCCGAUUUCAACUCAAUAUGAAACUCAGGCAACUCAGAGCUGAUGAUGUGUUGAUCAAGAAAGAAGGCAUUGACAGCUUGAAUGUCUCCGAACUACAAGCCGCAUGUCAAGCACGUGGUAUGCGAGCUUUGGGUGUUCCCGAAGCAAGACUAAGAUCACAGUUGAGCCAGUGGUUGGAGUUACAUCUCGAUGAACACGUUCCUGCCUCGUUACUUCUCAUGUCUCGUGCUCUUUAUGUCCCGGAGAAACUCGAAAGUCCCGUUGACCAACUCAAGACAGCUUUGUCUACAUUACCAGUGGACGCGGUUGACGAGGCCGAAGUUUUGGCUGCCGAACUUGCUGGUGAAGAGGCUGAUAGACAAACAAAGAUCGAUCUAUUGAAGAAAGAAGAACUUCUCUGCGAGGAAGAGAGGUUCGAGGAAGAGAUCGUGAAGGAAGAGGAUAUAAAACGAAAGGAGUCCUUGGACACAACCGAACUGAUGGAAGCUCGAGAAAUCUUGUUCAGUCAAAUGGAAUUGCUCAAGACCCCCAGUCCAUUUUUGCAUCGUGGCGAUGAUAAAAUUUCCAAGGAAGAAUGGAAGAACUUGGACCAAUCAUGGAAAAGUACAUAUGAUGCUGACAAGGAGGAUCUUACAAGGAUACGAGAGGAUCGUGUUGAAUACCAAGAGGAGCUACGUGAACUGAAAGCUUUGGAUGUCGAAAACACGAUGAGAGAGAGUUCUGCAUCUAUACGCAUCGGUAAACGUGUUGACAAAUUGAUUGAGGAAUUGGAACAAGAACUUGAUGACAAUGUAGAUGAUAUUUCACGGGUCAUUGAUCAGGACAAAGAUGGCAUAAUCACGACAGCUGAGUUUUUGAAUUACAUGAAAGGGAGGGAAGGAUGUCCCAAGGCAACAAAAAUGGAAAAAAUUUCAAAGAUUCUUGAUGAAGAUCAUGAUGGAAAGAUACGAAUUUCCGACUUAAACAAGGUGUUGACUUUAAUUUCGGAACAAGAAGUGGAGUUGAAUGAUCAACAAAUCUCGGACAUCAUUAGCGUUGUUACCAUGGAAGGUCAAGUCGAGGAGGAGCAUAUUUCCUAGCGAUUCAGCUAAGUGGAAACAUUUUUAUAAUAAAUUUUAUGCUUGGAAUUGAACAACCCAAAAUUCUAUUCUAAAUUGCGAACGGUCUAUCUAAAUCUGAGCGCAAGACCAAAAAUUUCACUGUGUUAAAUUGAAGCACGCGACAUCAACGUGAAAUGAAAUGAGAUAAAAAGUAUAUUUUCAUUGACGGCAAUAUGUCAUAAUCCGGGGAAAUAAAAAAUCCGAAACCAGUC